AUGGCUAGAAUAUUUCCGAAAUUUUCUCGUUUGGUUGGUGCAACGAAUGGUUUCGGAUUAGUGCUUCUUAUUAUACUCCUGCAGGCAGUACGCGAAGUGAGCGCCAGUGCCCCGAACAUUAUUUUUAUUUUAGCUGACGAUCUGGGCUGGAACGAUGUGGGGUUUCACGGGUCGGCACAAAUUCCGACACCCAACCUCGACGCCCUGGCAUAUUCUGGAAUCAUUCUCAACCGGUACUACGUAAAUCCAAUUUGCACACCGUCCCGGUCAGCGUUGAUGACUGGGAAGUAUCCGAUUCACACGGGCAUGCAACAUACCGUACUUUACGCAAUGGAACCACGUGGUCUACCAUUAUCAGAGAAACUGCUGCCCCAGUACCUGAAAGAUCUUGGGUACGCUAAUCAUAUCGUUGGCAAAUGGCAUCUGGGACACUAUCAGCUGCAGUACACCCCGUUGCAACGUGGUUUCGAUAGCCAUACAGGAUUCUGGACUGGCCAUCAUCACAUGAAUGAUCAUACGGCCGUAGAACACGGCCACUGGGGUCUUGACAUGCGCCGGGGUUACGAUGUGGCUUACGAUCUACAUGGAAAGUACACGACGCACGUGCUCGCUGAGGAGGCAGUCAGUAUAGUGCACAGUCACAAUAAGAGCUCGCCACUCUUUUUAUAUAUGGCUCACGCGGCCGUACACUCUGCUAAUCCGUACGACUUUUUACCAGCUCCCGACGAGACGGUCAUGGAGCUGGGUCACAUCGAAAAUUAUCGUCGACGAAAAUUUGCUGCUAUGAUGGUGGAGCUUGACAAGACUGUUGGUAGCCUCGUGAAUGCAUUGCACGGUCGCGGUAUGCUGGAAAACUCCAUAAUCGUUUUCAGUACCGAUAACGGUGGCCCGGCUGAUGGGUUUAAUGACAAUGCGGCUUCGAAUUGGCCAUUGCGUGGAGUGAAGAACACGCUCUGGGAGGGCGGCGUGCGUGGUGCGGGACUUAUUUGGAGUCCGUUGUUGCAAAAUGUUAGCCAAGUAUCACAUCAACUAAUGCACGUGUCCGAUUGGCUUCCAACCCUGUACGAGGCCGCAGGUGGCAAUAUCAGCUCAUUACCUGUCGAGCUGGAUGGUAUAAGCGUGUGGAACGAGCUGAGCAAAGGCUAUCCGACACGGCGCAUCGAGAUACUGCACAAUAUCGACGACAUUUGGGGCACAGCCGCACUUACCGUGGGAAACUGGAAGCUCGUCAAAGGUACGCACUACAACCGAACGUGGGACGGAUGGUACGGACCAGCAGGAAUCCGUGACGAAAAAGCUUACCCCCUGGAAACUGUCGAGAAGUGUGUCGCGGGACAGAUAAUGAGGGAGUUAAAAAUGCUUCCCCCCAGGGCACGUAUCACAAAACUUCGACGGGGGGCAACGGUUUCCUGCGGAGCCGGUGCUCACAUGGCCACCGAGUGCAACCCCCUUGAGGGUGUGUGUCUGUACGACCUGGAAAGUGAUCCUUGUGAGUACAACAAUUUGGCCGACGAACAUCCACACAUAGUGCAGAGUUUGCUUGCACGGUUGGCCGACUACAAUAGCACUGUUGUUCAACCGUCGAAUAUGGAGGAUGAUCCACGUGGUGCACCAGAGCGGUGGAACUACACGUGGCAUAAUUUCGGUGACGAAUUACAGCCAGAAGUUCUGCUCGUUGCAAACGAAGAAACGGUAAAGUAAUUCAUGAGA
This is a messenger RNA of Anopheles nili, 1710 nucleotides long. RefSeq names its product arylsulfatase B. The record is from RefSeq and is a predicted model, not a curated record. The transcript is spliced from 3 exons. Lineage: Eukaryota; Metazoa; Arthropoda; Insecta; Diptera; Culicidae. The coding region runs from base 1 to 1701 and encodes 566 amino acids.